CCUCGAUGGGCGGCUGUCAUCGCUGUCAUUCAGUGGUCGCCGUAGUCACCUUCAUCAAAUUAUGAAUUUGCUGCCCAACCUAUUUCCUGGAUAAAAAUACCCGGCCCGCACCUCUUUAAAGAAGCCGGAUUGAUUUCCCGCCGUGCUAAAUCUAUGCAACCAUAGAUGCAGUGGUGUGCCGCGUACGGAAGACAGCCUACACCCACUUUCCGGGGCGAACCGUGUGCUGCUGAAAUGUCAACAAUUCGCGUUAUCGGUGAUUUCGGGGUGUUUUCGGGACAGUCGCGGACUCUAUAUUCGUGGUGUUAGGGGGCCCCACGGAAGGGACCGUCGCGCGAGACUCCAAGAUGACCGAGGAGGAGGUGCUGUUCGACGACGUCUACGAUUUGUGCGAGGAAAUUGGCAGGGGACCAUUUAGUAUAGUGAGGAGAUGUAUUCACAGGCAGACGGGCCAGCAGUUUGCUGCAAAAAUUGUGGAUGUUGCCAAAUUCACAUCCAGUCCUGGACUAAGUACAGAAGAUUUGAAAAGGGAGGCAACAAUAUGUCAUAUGCUGAAACAUCCCCACAUAGUAGAGUUACUAGAAACAUACUCAUCCGAAGGGAUGUUGUACAUGGUCUUCGAAUUUAUGGAUGGUUCGGACUUGUGCUAUGAGAUCGUGAGAAGAGCUUCAGCUGGAUUUGUGUACAGUGAAGCAGUGGCCAGGUAA
Acanthoscelides obtectus is the source of this 707-nucleotide messenger RNA. The record is from the annotation of a GenBank genome assembly. Lineage: Eukaryota; Metazoa; Arthropoda; Insecta; Coleoptera; Chrysomelidae.